Misgurnus anguillicaudatus (oriental weatherfish) is the source of this 630-nucleotide messenger RNA. It is a transcript of the gene tmem230a, whose product is annotated as transmembrane protein 230a. The record is from RefSeq and is a predicted model, not a curated record. Gene Ontology annotation, cellular component: synaptic vesicle; endomembrane system. Gene Ontology annotation, biological process: synaptic vesicle transport. NCBI's taxonomy places the organism in Eukaryota, Metazoa, Chordata, Actinopteri, Cypriniformes, Cobitidae.
CGGAAGUAAACAAUGAAAGCAGACGAACAGCGUUUUUAUGCAAAUAAAGUUUUCUUGCUCUAGGAGUAAAAAAGUUCAGUCCGUUUUUCCCAAAACUCCGAUUUGUGGGUGUAAACCUAUAUGCUUAAAGGGACGUUGAAUGGUUUACUUUAAUAGUUGAAUAAACCAGAUCGGAUGCACCCUUAAUAACUUGAUAGUGUGCUUUUUUCUUGAUCUCUGGCAAGCCAAAACACUACAAUGAUGCCAACUCGUAACAGCCCAACCAGUGCUGCAGGAGUGAAAUACUCCAGGUUGGCAGAGAGUGAUGAGGGCUACAUUGAUCUACAGUUCAAGAAAACUCCACCCAAAGUACCCUACAAGGCUAUCGCAUUGGCAACGUUCUUAUUUCUGGUUGGCUCUUUAUUGAUUAUUGUUGGAUCGCUGCUUUUGGCAGGAUACAUUCAUGUCAUGUACCCAGAUCGAACAAUUCCAGUUUUAAUCAUCGGCAUUCUGAUCUUUCUUCCCGGAUUCUAUCACCUCCGGAUUGCUUAUUAUGCCUCCAAAGGAUACCGUGGAUAUUCUUAUGAUAACAUCCCAGACUUUGAUGACUAAUCAAAUCUAUAUGUAUUAAAUGCGGUUUAGUUUUUGGUU